AGGCCUUUCCCGACCAAAAGGAAACUGCUAGAAAUCAACACACUCGCUCUUUUUAACCCGUCUUCAGACAACAGCAAUUUUUGCCUCUGAUCCCAAUGCCUAGCUCAAGUGGCAGACAGUCGGAUAAACCUGGAAUAAAUUCAGAAUCUACAUGGUCACUAGAGAAGCCCCGGACAUUGCUUUAGCCAGGUCCUGAAGUCAUGAAAAAAUGAGAGUCCAGAACAGAAUAGUCAGAAUCCAAGAUUAAAAGCACUGUUUCUUCAACCCACAAAAAUAAUAUUUCUUCAUCGAAAACUUCAGACAAUUCCAGGAUCACUAUAUAAAUAGCAGCAAAUUCAUGGAAAAGUAGAUGAAGAGGUAAGAAGACCAAGAAUGUCUAUAGACAUCUCUUCUGCAUCAAAAUACUAAAAGCUCCGAUUGAACCCAAAUAAAAUGGCUGCUCUUAUUACUGAAAAUUUCCGCUUUCUUUCACUCUUCUUUAAAAGUAAAGAUGUGAUGAUUUUCAAUGGCUUGGUGGCUCUGGGUACAGUUGGAAGCCAGGAACUGUUCUCGGUGGUUGCAUUCCACUGUCCAUGUUCCCCAACUCGGAAUUACAUCUACGGUUUGGCUGCCAUAGGAGUACCUGCACUGGCCUUGUUCGUGAUUGGUGUAAUCUGGAACAACCACACUUGGAACUUAGUGGCUGAGUGUCACAAGAGAGGAACCAAGAACUUUUCUGCAGCGGCUAAUUUCUUGAUCUUUGGAUCUGUCAUGGGAAGAGCUGCAGUGGCUCCUGUCACAUGGUCAGUGAUCUCACUGCUUCGUGGAGAAGCCUAUAUCUGUGCCUUAAGUGAAUUCAUGGAUCCCACUUACCUGGAUCAUUUUCCACCUGGCUAUGGACCAGAUAUUCUGGCCAGAUUUCCUUGUGAAGAUCAGCCAGCCAACAUGACACAUUUUAAAGAUGAAGUUAUAAGACGAUUAAGAUAUGAGUCACAGCUCUUUGGAUGGAUGCUCAUUGGGGUAGUUGCAGUUAUUGUAUUCUUCACCAAGUGCCUAAAACAUUGCUGCUCACCACUUAGCUACCGCCAAGAGGCCUACUGGAACCAAUACCGCUCUAGUGAAGCUAGGCUGUUCCAACAGACUGCUGAGGUACAUUCCAAGAUUGUGGCUGCCAACAACGUCCAAAAUUUCUUUGGCUUUGUACAUUUAGAUAAAGAGGACCAGGAACUGGUCCAAGCAUAUAAUGUGAAAAAUGUUCAGCCCAGGUCACAAUGGGAGGCCAUUACUGGAGUUUAUAUCUAUCGGGAGAAGAAUGGCUACCCUCUCUACAGCCGCCUCCAUAAGUGGGCCAAAAAUGUAACAGGAAACUGCUCUAAUCCCGAUAGCCAGGAAACAGCCUUCCUAGCUACCUAAUGCAGGUAGUCCUCAACUUACAACCAUUUGUUUAGUGACCAUUCAAAUUUACAAUGGCACUGAAAAAAGUGACUUAUGACCAUUU
Pseudonaja textilis is the source of this 1477-nucleotide messenger RNA. Lineage: Eukaryota; Metazoa; Chordata; Lepidosauria; Squamata; Elapidae. The record is from RefSeq and is a predicted model, not a curated record.